Arachis stenosperma is the source of this 678-nucleotide messenger RNA. Its product is annotated as glutathione S-transferase T3-like. Lineage: Eukaryota; Viridiplantae; Streptophyta; Magnoliopsida; Fabales; Fabaceae. The transcript has a single exon. Bases 1 to 678 code for a protein of 225 amino acids. The record is from RefSeq and is a predicted model, not a curated record.
AUGCUGAUUAGUGCAUGGUUAAAUGUUUCAACUGACUCUGUAGUUGGUACCGAUCAAAAGAGGGAAACAUUUUGGAGUAGAAUUCAUAGCUACUGUGUAGAAUUUUGCUCCGACAUUUCAAGUGGGGUAGUUGCAUGUAAGAAACGAUGGUAUAAGAUCAACAAGGCUGUUGCACAAUUUGCUGGUUGCUACGAUCAAGCUAGUCGAAACAUAAGGAGUGGUUCGAAAGCUGAUGAUAUAAAGGAGUUGGCUUAUAAACUUUAUUCCACAAAUUAUGGUAAAAAAUUCACUUUUGAGAGGCAUUGGAACAUGCUUCGGUUUGAGCAAAAAUGGAGAAGCCAACUACCUACACAGAGUGGCGGCUCAAAGAGAACCAAGGUUAGUGCAACUAGAGCAUACUUAUUCUCAUCAAACCCAGAAACACCGUUAACUGACGAGACCGGUGUGGACUCUCCUGUUCGCCCACAAGGAUCAAAGAAGAGCAAGCAAAAAGGUAAGGGAAAAGCACAAAUGUCUGAAAAUUUUAGCGAAAGGAAAUCAUCGGUUGUUAAAAAAUUAUCCCUCAUGGAAGAUAUUAAGAAUGUUAGAGAAAAGGAACUAAUGGAUAGGAAAAAAGAAAGAGAAGAGGAGAAGGAACAUAGAGCAAAGAUUAUGGCUAUCAAAGAGAAGGAGUUAUAA